Messenger RNA from Heterocephalus glaber (naked mole-rat), 2121 nucleotides. It is a transcript of the gene Atg4d, whose product is annotated as autophagy related 4D cysteine peptidase. Gene Ontology annotation, biological process: autophagosome assembly; piecemeal microautophagy of the nucleus; C-terminal protein lipidation. Lineage: Eukaryota; Metazoa; Chordata; Mammalia; Rodentia; Bathyergidae. Gene Ontology annotation, cellular component: cytoplasm. The record is from RefSeq and is a predicted model, not a curated record. Gene Ontology annotation, molecular function: protein-phosphatidylethanolamide deconjugating activity; cysteine-type endopeptidase activity.
GUUCGCGUGCACCUGCGCGGUGCGAUAAGGCGGGCGUGGGGGCGUGGAACGCGUCGCAGAGGCGCUGGGUCUGGUGGUUCCGGGAUUGGGGUCCCCGGAGCGGGCAGAUUACCUCGCCAGGGGCUGGGCCGGGGCGGGGCGUCAGUCCAGGUCCUGCCCGCCCUCAUCCGGGGGCCUGGUCCACUAAAAUGGCCGUGGCCGGAGUGGCGGCUCCCCACAGGACUGCGCCCGGCAGUCGCCUGGAGGGGGCCGCGUAGCCCCCCUUGCGGGCUGCGUCCUGGCUGGGCCGCCCUGGGGUGCUGGCCGCACCCCGCCCGGACCCCGCGUCCCCGCGUCCAUGCACUCCGUGUCGCCCGCAGCCUCGCAGUACGGGAGCGGGAGCCCGGAGCACGCGCGCCGGUCAGAGGCCCGGAGGCCGCGGGGACCCCGGGGCCCGGACCCCCAAAGCCUGGGGACCCCCGGAGGCAGCGGCCCCGCGUUCGGCCCGCCCGGCGCUGCCCACGUGGAGCCGGACGAGGUGGACAAGUUCAAGGCCCGGUUCCUGACCGCCUGGAACAACGUCAAGUACGGGUGGAUGGUUAAAAGCCGGACCAGCUUUAGCAAGAUCUCCAGCAUCUACCUCUGUGGCCGCCGCUACCGCUUUGAGGGUGAAGGUGACAUCCAACGUUUCCAGCGGGACUUUGUGUCUCGCCUGUGGCUGACCUACCGCCGUGACUUCCCACCCCUGGCUGGGGGUUCCCUGACCUCAGACUGUGGCUGGGGAUGCAUGCUGCGCAGUGGUCAGAUGAUGCUGGCUCAGGGAUUGCUGCUGCAUUUCCUGCCCCGAGACUGGAUGUGGAUCGAGGGUCCAGGCCUGGCCCACCCUGAGCUACCUGGCUCGGCCUCCUCUAGCCAGGGCCGAGGCCCUGCCCGAUGGAUGCCCCCGAGCUGCCCCUGGGGUGCCCUUGAGCGGGAACAGGAGCUGCGGCACCGGCAGAUCGUGUCUUGGUUCGCUGACCACCCCCGAGCACCCCUGGGCCUCCACCGGCUGGUGGAACUGGGGCAGAGCUCGGGCAAGAAGGCGGGUGACUGGUACGGUCCAUCGCUGGUGGCGCACAUCCUCAGGAAGGCUGUGGAGAGCAGCUCGGAGCUCACCCACCUGGCUGUGUAUGUUUCUCAGGACUGCACAGUGUACAAGGCAGAUGUGGCCCAUCUGGUGGCCAGCCCAGACCCCGCUGCUGAGUGGAAGUCUGUGGUUAUUCUGGUGCCUGUGCGCCUGGGCGGCGAGACCCUGAACCCUGUGUAUGUGCCUGGCGUGAAGGAGCUCCUGAGGUCUGAACUGUGCCUGGGCAUCAUGGGGGGCAAACCGAGGCACUCACUCUACUUCAUUGGCUACCAGGAUGACUUCCUGCUCUACCUGGACCCGCACUACUGCCAGCCCACUGUAGAUGUCAGCCAGGCUGACUUCUCCCUGGAGUCUUUCCACUGCACCUCACCCCGCAAGAUGGCCUUCGCCAAGAUGGACCCAAGCUGCACUGUGGGGUUCUAUGCAGGAAACAGGAAGGAGUUGGAGACACUCUGCUCUGAGCUGACCAGGAUCCUCAGCUCCUCUUCAGCCACAGAGCGCUACCCCAUGUUCACCCUGGUGGAGGGCCACGCUCAGGACCACAGCCUGGAUGACCUGUGCUCCCAGCUCUCCCAGACCACAACGCUGCGGCUCCCUCGCACCGGGCGCCUCCUCAAGGCCAAACGGCCGAGCUCAGAGGACUUUGUGUUUUUAUAAUGGAGGGAAUGGGGGAAAGAUGUGAGACUAUUUAUUUUUUUAUUUAUGUCAUCCUGGGGGAGGAGGGGGCCUAGAACUCAGGAGGUGACAGAGUUUCUCACCCUUACCCUCUCCACCACCCGAGACCAGUCUGUCAGACCGCAGGCAGGACUGGGGCUGCUUAUCCAGGGGCCACCACCUGCCAGCUGCACCCUCCUGGGUCCUCUCACAGGGCAGGGGGCAGGGAGGACACCCGGGCACCCACUCAGGGCCUGACUCACGUACUGUAGUUUGCACUGGAUUGGCCACGCCCUUCACUGUCCCCAAGUCCCGGUGCGGGGAGACUGGCUGCUGGGGGGUAAUAAAGCUGUUGAACUUGA